Messenger RNA from Hyaena hyaena (striped hyena), 2919 nucleotides. It is a transcript of the gene DDX24, whose product is annotated as DEAD-box helicase 24. Gene Ontology annotation, cellular component: nucleolus. Gene Ontology annotation, molecular function: RNA helicase activity; ATP binding; nucleic acid binding. The transcript is spliced from 9 exons. NCBI's taxonomy places the organism in Eukaryota, Metazoa, Chordata, Mammalia, Carnivora, Hyaenidae. The coding region runs from base 83 to 2647 and encodes 854 amino acids. The record is from RefSeq and is a predicted model, not a curated record.
GCCCCUGAAGGAGAGCCACGGAGGCGUGCGGGGCGCUUGGCCGGCGUGUGAGGGAGCCGUGGCGGCUUCUCCAGGCGUAACGAUGAAGUUGAAGGAAACAAAAUCAAGGCCAAAGCCACCAAGCUAUGGCAAAUUUCAGACGAAGGGAAUCAAAGUUGUGGGAAAAUGGAAGAAGGUGAAGAUUGACCCAAAUAUGUUUGCGGAUGGACAGAUGGAUGACUUGGUGUGCUUCGAGGAACUGACAGAUUACCAGUUGGUGUCCCCUGGCAAGAAUUCCUCCAGUCUUUUCUCCAAGGAGCCCAAGAAGAGAAAGGCACAGGCUGUCUCAGGAGAGGAGGAAGGAGAGUCGAGCUCCUCAAAGAAAAAGAUGAAGUUGAAGAAGAAUAAAGACAUGGAGACCGGAGGGACCAGUGCUGAGAAGGAGUUUGAGGUCAGAGCUGCUGAGCCAAAGCCCCAGGGACGUGGCACAGUUUGUCCUGAUCCGGAGGUAGAGGAGAUGGUACCGGAAAGCUCAGCCCAGACUGUUCCAAAGAAGAAGAAAAAAAAAGGGAAAAAAAAAUUGGCACCUGCCCAGGGUACUCUUCCAAAGGUGCCCAAAAAAGCCAAGACAUGGGUGCCUGAAAUGCAUGACCAGAAGGCAGAUGUAACAGCCUGGAAAGAUCUUUUUGUACCCAAGCCAGUCCUUCGAGCACUCAGUUUUCUAGGCUUCUCUGCACCUACACCAAUCCAAGCUCUGACCUUGGCACCUGCCAUCCGAGACAAACUGGACAUCCUUGGGGCUGCUGAGACAGGAAGUGGAAAAACUCUUGCCUUUGCUAUUCCGAUGAUCCAUGCGGUACUGCAGUGGCAGGUGAGAAAGAAGCCUCCUCCGGCUCUGAGGGACCCAGGAGCAGUCCCUGGCGAGGCUGGAACCGAGGCUGGAACCGAGGCUGGAGUUUUGCCUGAUGAGAUUGGAAUUGAGGGGCAAGCCCUGCCCGGUGACGCUGGAGUGAAGGCUAGCGCACCACCCAGCAAGGUCAAGGCUGGAGCUGCCAUGUCAGAGCAGGUGCUGCCCCUCUGCAAUGAUGAUGCUGGUGAAGGACCAUCUUCCCUGAUCAGGGAGAAGGCCAUCCCCAAGCAGGACGAAGACAAAGAGGAAAAGCUUGAUGAAGAGCAGACUGGAAGGUUACAGCAGGAAUUGGUUGGCAAAAUUGCCACCUGUAAAGCACAUCCAAAGCGUCCUCUACUGGGACUGGUUCUGACUCCCACUAGGGAGCUCGCUGUCCAGGUCAAGCAACAUAUUGAUGCCGUGGCCAAGUUUACAGGAAUUAAAACUGCUAUUUUGGUUGGUGGAAUGUCUACGCAGAAACAGCAGAGGAUGCUGAACCGCCAGCCAGAGAUUGUGAUCGCCACUCCAGGCCGGUUGUGGGAGCUAAUUAAAGAAAAACACCCUCAUUUGAGCAAUCUUAAGCAGCUCAGGUGCCUGGUGGUCGAUGAGGCUGAUCGGAUGGUUGAGAAGGGCCACUUUGCCGAGCUCUCACAGCUGCUGGAGAUGCUCAGUGACUCCCAAUAUAAUCCAAAGAGACAGACGCUUAUUUUUUCUGCCACACUGACCCUGGUACAUCAAGCUCCUGCUCGAAUCCUUCAUAAGAAGCACACGAAGAAAAUUGACAAAACUGCCAAACUUGAUCUCCUCGUGCAGAAGAUUGGCAUGAGGGGCAAACCCAAGGUCAUUGAUCUCACCAGAAAUGAGGCCACGGUAGAGACACUGACAGAGACCAAGAUUCACUGUGAGGCUGACGAGAAAGACUUUUAUCUGUACUACUUCCUGAUGCAGUACCCAGGCCGCACCUUGGUGUUUGCCAACAGCAUCUCCUGCAUCAAACGCCUCUCUGGGCUCCUCAAAGUCCUAGAUAUCAUGCCACUGACCCUGCACGCCUGCAUGCACCAGAAGCAGAGGCUCAGAAACCUGGAGCAGUUUGCCCGUCUGGAAGACUGUGUUCUCCUGGCAACAGAUGUGGCAGCUCGGGGCCUGGAUAUUCCUAAAGUCCAACAUGUCAUCCACUACCAGGUUCCUCGCACCUCGGAGAUCUAUGUCCACCGAAGUGGCCGAACUGCUCGUGCCACCAAUGAAGGCCUCAGUCUGAUGCUGAUUGGGCCUGAGGAUGUGAUCAACUUUAAGAAGAUUUACAAAACCCUCAAGAAAGAUGAGGACAUCCCACUGUUUCCUGUGCAGACAAAGUAUAUGGAUGCAGUCAAGGAACGAAUACAUUUAGCUCGACAGAUUGAGAAAGCUGAAUAUCGGAACUUCCAGGCAUGUCUGCACAACUCUUGGAUCGAGCAGGCAGCAGCUGCCCUGGAGAUUGAGCUGGAAGAAGAGAUGUAUAAGGGAAGAAAAACUGACCAACAUGAAGAGCGCAGGAGACAAAAGCAGAUGAAGGUCCUGAAGAAGGAGCUGCGCCAUUUACUCGCCCAGCCGCUGUUCACAGAUGACCUGAAAACCAAGUAUCCGACUCAGUCUGGCAGGCUGCCCACACUCAUGGCUGCCCCGAGAAGUGGUGAGUCUGCUUUGAGCUGCCUGGCCAGACAGAAGAAGAAGAAGAAGAAGAAGAAGAAGCCGAAAGAGCAGCAGCAGGAACAGCCGCAGCCAAGUACAAGUGCAAAUUAACCACCCUCCAGGUCAGAGUCUGUGCGUGAUGGCACGUUGUUCUGUGUUCUCUGGUUAUAUCUUCCCACUUUGCAUUUCACUCCACCGUCCACCCCGGUUAGAAAACUCUCCCUCUUCCUUGCCAGCCCCCAUUGCAGGCGAGACCUCAUUCGCAUUGUGUUGUUUUGGAGUAAGAAUUCUAUGCAGCAGCUUAUAUAUUUCUGUAUGCCAGUGUGUACAGGCUUCUUGUAUGUUCAGCUUGAUUUCCUCAAUUAAAAACAGUAGUCAGAGCA